UGUGGAUCACUCUGGUCCCUUCAAGUCAACUGGAAAGCAGCUGCCUGGAGCAUGUGGAGGGAAGAGGAGCCCGUGGAGAUGUUGUGACAGGGAGCAGGAGAACCAGAGCGACCGCAACAGUUGGAUAUCAGUGACCUCCCUCUCUCGCUCUCUUUAACCUCCCUCACAUCGACUUUGAACCUGUUUGUUUAAAUCCGCGGACUUUACAGCCCGAGCGCCCGCGGCUGCCUGCGGAACUGACUUCCACCGGGGCUCCAGUCUGUGAUUCCUCCUCAUGCUGCCCUGACGGCCGCCGAGGUGCCCACACGCACAACCUGGACAUGGAGUCGGCGACUGAACCAGAUCGGUACUGAAGCGCGCUCUCUCUCCCACGGGAGAGUCCUCCCUCCUCCCCGGGGCGAUGCGGCUCUCCUUCCUCUUCCUCGCCUCUGUGUGUGCCUCGGUCCUCCUCCUCCUCCUCGCAAGUGCCUCGGAGGGUUGCGGGCCGGGGAGGGGGUACGGCAAAAGGCGGCUCCCCAAGAAGCUCAUCCCGCUGGCCUACAAGCAGUUCAGCCCCAACGUGGCCGAGAAGACCCUGGGCGCCAGCGGGCGUCCGGAGGGCAAGAUCAUCCGCACGUCGGAGAGAUUCAAAGAGCUGACCCCCAACUACAACACUGACAUUAUCUUCAAAGAUGAGGAGGACACUGGAGCGGACCGACUCAUGACCCAGCGGUGUAAAGACAAGCUGAACUCCCUGGCCAUCUCUGUCAUGAACAUGUGGCCCGGAGUAAAGCUGAGAGUCACCGAAGGCUGGGACGAAGACGGCCACCAUUCGGAAGACUCGCUGCACUACGAAGGUCGGGCGGUCGACAUCACCACCUCAGACAGGGACAGAAACAAGUACGCCAUGCUAGCUCGGCUAGCGGUCGAGGCUGGGUUCGACUGGGUCUACUACGAGUCCAAAGCCCAUAUUCACUGCAGUGUCAAGUCAGAGCACUCAGUGGCAGCUAAAACCGGCGGCUGUUUCCCUGGCGACGCCGUGGUGACGCUUGAGGAUGGAGGGGUGAAGCAGAUGCGUGACCUGCGCCCAGGCGACCGUGUCUUGGCGUCGGACGGUGGCGGCCGGCUCCUCUACAGCACCGUGCUGUCGUUUCUGGACCACCGGCCCAACGUGACCAAAAUCUUCAACGUCAUCGUCACCGAUGUUGGACUUAACCUCACCGUCACGCCGGCUCACCUGAUGUUUGUCACAGACUGCGCCGCCGGACCUAGCGGUCCGGUUUCGCUGGGCGCUGGGCUCCGAACGGUUUUUGCCAGCGAGAUUCGGCCCGGACAGUGCGUCGUCACAUCGCAAGGGGAAGAGACGACUCUCGGCGUCGUCACUUUGGUAGAGGAGCGGAGAAGCGCUGGGCUGUACGCCCCACUCACCCAGCACGGCUCAAUAGUGGUGGACAAAAUACUGGCGUCGUGUUAUGCCGCCGUGGACAGUCACAGUUUAGCCCACUGGGUUCUGGCCCCGCUGCGGUUCUUCUACAGCCUAAUGGGACCUUCAGAACCGCAGGCCAACGGGCUGCACUGGUACCCGAGGUUACUACAAAGACUCGGGGAAACACUGCUGGACGCUGAACACUUCCAUCCUUUAGGAAUCGAACAUUGACUGAAUCGAACAGACUUGACUGACGUUCCCUCCAAGAGGCAUUCACUCUGUCACCUUUAUUUGACUCGCAAGAAUCCUUCCUAUCGAUCUACGUAAUGACUGACAUCUCGCCUCACACUUCAUCCUGGCCAUCGUACUUACUGAAAAAACCUCUCAGCCUGAGCGGGAGGACACAAUAUAUCUGAGCUAAUUGUUGAUGCUCCAUGUAUUUCAAGCUCCUAUAAAGCGCCACGCUUUAACGUCAACCAACCAAAGCUGCUAGCAUGGUGAACGCGGGAUGGAGACUUGGGUUCACGAUGCUGAUAAUUCUGUUUCGAUUUUCAUCCUCGCAAACACAUUUCAAGUGAAUUAUUUAUCCUUCUAGCGUGCUAAAAUUUUUAUUUUUGUCCUUUUGUGGCCUUAGCCUUUCGUCGUUUACACUUUUUUGGGGGGUCAGACGGAGAUAUCAUGUUGACUUGAGCACUUAAACAUGCGAUGCGGCAUCAAGCCCUCAUGGGAGGCAAAGCAUUGACUCACUCACAAGCCGUCCUUUGCGGAAAAUAUGUCCAACCGAAGCCAAGAUUUACAUUCUCCAUGUGCUCGUGCUGCUUUCAAGACCAAAGUUAAGUCCGCUGUACUUUGUUUUACAAUCCAAAAAUUGGUGGUGACCAAACUAUAAAUCAUUUUCAACAAAUGCAGUGCAGUAUAUUCAAAUGAGAAUGACGAUUAGAAGCGCAUCUUGUUUACGUGCAAAUGUUGUGCUAGUCGAUAGUAAAGAAGUACACAAACUUUCAUUUCUGCACUUGAACAUUUAAGAUGAAUGUCUAAAAGUUUAAAAACCUGUUUUGAGGUUUGCUAAUCCCAAGUUACAAGCCCUUUUGGAACGCACGACUGAUAAAGUUUGUCGAAUUAGUGAAAGAAAAGUG
Molecule: messenger RNA, 2541 nt
Organism: Synchiropus splendidus (mandarinfish)
Lineage: Eukaryota; Metazoa; Chordata; Actinopteri; Syngnathiformes; Callionymidae
Gene: ihha
Product: Indian hedgehog signaling molecule a
Exons: 4
Coding region: 401-1636 (411 amino acids)
Biological process (GO): cell fate specification; regulation of gene expression; multicellular organism development
Molecular function (GO): calcium ion binding; patched binding
Source: RefSeq, a predicted model, not a curated record